AUGCCUAGACCCCCACUGGGCAAGAAGUCCGCGACCUUUGGCACUGCGCUCAAUCAGCGUAACAGUGAUGUCGAGAACCGACCUGAGUCCUCUACCGCUACUCUCAGCCACCCUCAAGCUGGCCCGUCCAAGUCGCGCUUGAGCUCCGUGUACUCGUACACGCGGUUCAAGCCAAGUCCCGCCGUUGUUUACACACGCGACGAGGAAGAAGCGAAUGAGAUGGUCCGCGUCAUGCCGGGACCCCUCGGCUUCGACUUGGAGUGGGUCGUCCACUUCCGUCGCGGGAAGGCGCCAAGAGAGAACCGUACUGCUCUCCUCCAGCUGAGUAGCGAGCGGAUCAUCCUCCUGGUACAAUUGAGCGCCAUGAAACACUUCCCACAAGGCGUGAAAGCAGUGAUAGAGGACAAACACAGAAUCAAACUGGGCGCGAAUAUAAAGAACGAUGGACACAAGCUCUACCGCGACUAUGGCGUUCGCGCGGCUGGUCUUGUCGAACUAGGCACUUUCGCGCGACACACCGACCCGGCGUUCCCCUUCAACCGCUCGAUCGUUGCACUCGCCAAGAUCGUGAAGCAGUACACGCACAAGACGCUCAGCAAGGGCCCUGUGCGCACGAGCAACUGGGAGGCGCAGCCGCUCUCGCAAGAGCAGCGUCAGUACGCGGCGAACGACGCACACUGCGCGCUAGUGGUGUACAAAUGCUUGGUCGCCAUCGCGGAGGAGCAUGGACGGACAGUGGACGUCGAUGCGUGCGCGGGUGACUUGACGAGGGCACCUCGUAAGGCACCUGCUGCACCGCCUACUGUGCCCAAACCCCUAUCCCCGCCAGUGGUGAGCGUAGCCCAGGUGGUGGCUGCAGCGAUUGCGUCGAGGGAGGAGGAAGAGGAGAGCGAAUGUGAGGAGGCUAUGUCAGCAGCCGUUGUGCCCAAGGUGGUCAGAAGGCGGCCGCCUACGCCUGACGACGUUAUUGAGCUCACUUCUUCGGACGAAGAUGAUUGGCUUUCCAGAGCACAGGCCCGUCUUUCUCAUAUUUGUGGCUAG
This is a messenger RNA of Epithele typhae, 1041 nucleotides long. RefSeq names its product ribonuclease H-like domain-containing protein. Lineage: Eukaryota; Fungi; Basidiomycota; Agaricomycetes; Polyporales; Epitheliaceae. The coding region runs from base 1 to 1041 and encodes 346 amino acids. Gene Ontology annotation, biological process: nucleobase-containing compound metabolic process. The transcript is spliced from 3 exons. Gene Ontology annotation, molecular function: nucleic acid binding; 3'-5' exonuclease activity. The record is from RefSeq and is a predicted model, not a curated record.